Molecule: messenger RNA, 1562 nt
Organism: Panonychus citri (citrus red mite)
Lineage: Eukaryota; Metazoa; Arthropoda; Arachnida; Trombidiformes; Tetranychidae
Gene: B9d1
Product: B9 domain-containing protein 1-like
Exons: 3
Coding region: 203-820 (205 amino acids)
Biological process (GO): cilium assembly
Cellular component (GO): MKS complex
Source: RefSeq, a predicted model, not a curated record
UUUUAACUUCGUGAUUGUUUCGAUGGUGAUUCGAUUUAUCUGUUUACUUUUAGAAUUUAUUUUCACCUUGGUAACCGAAUUUUGGAAAAGAAAACAGAAAAUAAUCAAAGAGAAUUCAAGUUAUAGUGAUUAGAUUGUUUCUUUAGUAGAUUUGAUCGGUUGAUUUAUUGAGACAAUUUAUUCAGAUUGUUGAUUGUUAAUCAUGGAGGAAACUGGAGAUAAAGUGAAAAAGGAAUCAAAAAGAGACUUGGCUCGAGAAGCGAUGGAAAUGACCUCAGCUAACUUUCUGAUUUCGGUGAAAGGACAAGUGGUCAGUGGUCAUUUCCCUGGAAAAGAUAACAUUUAUUGUAAAUAUUGUUUCCUUUAUGGUGAAGAUUGGAUGAUAAUCAAUGGUAAUGAAGAGAGUUGUUCUCAAGUGUCGAUCAAAACUCGAGAUUCACGAUCAAUGUCCAUUUGGAAUUUAUCGAUUGAUGUUACCUUUAGAUCAUCGAAUCCAUUUAAAUGGCCGUUGAUCGUUUUAUCAGUUUAUGGAUAUGAUUCAUUUGGAAAUGAUGUUGUUCUUGGUUAUGGAUCGAUUCAUAUACCACCGAUUCCAGGUCAUCAUCAACGAGAAAUUCCAGCUUUCGUUCCUCAAUCGUCAUCGUUAUUCAAUUCAUUCUCUUCUUGGAUAUUUGGUAAACAAUCAGAAUUUAUCGAUAGUAAAAUCGUUGGACAAUCAGAGGAUCGAGGAGUAAUUAAAGUGAACACCAAAGGAGUAAUUAAAAUUGAAUUUGAUGUCAUUUGCAAAGAUUUUCAAAAAUAUGGUUACCGAUACAAGUGAUUAAGUUAAUUGUAACAAUCACUCUGAUCACAAUUAAUCCACUGUUACAAUUUCCUAUAAAGAUUAGAAAUACACUGGACGAUCUUUGUUUUUCACUUCGCUCGAUUAUGUUGACGAUUUUUUGUCAAAAUCUUUUCUUUAAGAUUCGCGCGAAAAAAAAAAAAAUUAUUUUCCUUUUCAUUCAAGUUCCAUUCAUUUGUAACAAAUGAUUUGCUUCUAGUGAAAUUUUCAUUCAUCUUUUCAAUUAAUUUGAUUAUUUAUCUUCAUUGGUGAUUAAUUUUGGAAUUAAAUUGAUUUUAAUUAUGUUCGUUUGUUCAUUGUCUUUGUGUUACAUGAGAGAUGAAAAAUUGAUUAGAAUGAAUUAUGUCAAUUAUGUUCCAUUUCUGUUUGGUCUUGUUACUUGAUUAAUGUUGUCAACAAAAAGAAAAAUUGGUUUUCUCUUUUCCUCCAAAUGGAUUUUACUUUACCGGGUAAUUUUGAUUCUUCAUUUAUUGACCUUCCAUCAAUUGAAAUUACAUUUACUGAGGUAUAAAUUUCAAUCAAGUACUAACAAUAGAGGGACCACAAUCUUCAUCUUUACUUGGAUUCAUUUGUCACCGAGAGGUUACUUCUUGGACCCGUUUUCAAGUUGAUUCGAUUUACCUUGAUGAAAGUACCCGAAUUGGUGACCAUAAAUCGAAGUGGACUCGCCCUUUUACAAAGCGAAUACGAGUUGAUACUUAGUUGGCUCUUAGAUAAUCCA